Gymnodraco acuticeps is the source of this 2971-nucleotide messenger RNA. It is a transcript of the gene klhdc7a, whose product is annotated as kelch domain containing 7A. The record is from RefSeq and is a predicted model, not a curated record. Lineage: Eukaryota; Metazoa; Chordata; Actinopteri; Perciformes; Bathydraconidae. The transcript has a single exon. Gene Ontology annotation, molecular function: protein binding. The coding region runs from base 69 to 2339 and encodes 756 amino acids.
GAGACGCAUUGACAACAACAUUCAAUAGGAUCAGUGGACCAAUCGUUGCCACCAUCGCUUUUCCAGCUAUGCCCAUUGCAGAGCUUUUGGCAGUGCAGUUCGACAUGCAGCUGCUGUUGAAACUGAGUCUCUCUGUGGCUGCCGUGCUGCUGGUUUCAUGGGCCUACAGGUUCCACAGCGCCAGGGACGCUCAGAAAACUCAGCUCUCUGUCAAAGACAAAAAAGGACCAGAAAAGGCAACCUGCCAAAACUGCAAGACAUUGCUACGUAGUCAAAGCUCAUCAGAACAUGACACGGAUGAUGGGGGCACGCGACCCAGACCCUCGCAACCUGAUGACCUGACGUCUGACAACACCACGGAAACAGAAGCAGAAGCUCCUGCAUGCCAAGCUGAAAACAGUGAGGAUGCUUUUAGUAUGUCAUAUAGUGUCAGCAUGAAAGAAGCGAUACUCCCUCAUCAGAAGCAGGCCGAGGUUGCCACCAGUAAUAUUUCAUUUGGAUCUGCUUUGAACCUUCCUCAUCCGACUGAGAGUGGGAUGGCCAGUGCAACGGGGCGCCGCUCCCCUUGCUUUUUGCAGAAGCUGGAGGGCAUUGUGGGUGUGGGCAGGGAGUUAAGGCAGGACUUGGAGCACCAGGGGGCCUACUCCAGCUUCCUCUCCAAGGCAGAGAUCAAAGUGGAGGAUGCUAACGUGGUGCUGGAGGGAACAGGAGACCAGAUAGUGUGGGGAAAGAUAUAUGAUUACUAUGUGGAGUCUUCCUCGCACUCCAUUACAGGCUUAAACACUGUGCUGAGUCAGUAUGAGAGGAACUCUGAGUCACAGCCAGUGGAGCUGGGAAGUCGGGGCAGCAGCCUCCCAGAGUCUCCGUCCUCUCUGAGCCCCAUCAUCAUGCGUGAUCUAGUUUUUCCACAAAGCAAUUUUGAGGAUCCGUCACUGGAAUGCCUGAAACGGAGGCACCCCGCAAGGCCUGUACUCCUACGCAAGGAGAGCUAUCUGUCAGCAGCAGAGCAGUCGGAGCUUUACAUCCCCGUUCUAAAUACAAGCGCUUCAACUCCAGUGACUCACUCUCUGGCCCCAACCAGCACUGAGUCCAUCACUGCUCACCCCACGAUCUGUCACUCUACAGACGGCAAAGGCAUAACUGUAAAGGAGGGUGCAGAUCCAGAGACUGAAGCAGCAUUUUUAGACCUUACAGCGAAAGAUUUCGAUGGCAAAGAUUUGGAGAGCCUGAAUAGUAUACUCAAUCUGGGAAACUGUUUGGAGACACUGUGUCUUGCCAAGAAACAUGGCCAGACUUCUGUGCAGAAAGCAGCCCUGGGAGUCAUGUCAGACAACUACCUCCAGGUGAUUAGGGACCCCAACCUUUAUGGGCGGCUAAUGGCUGGUGAGCGGGAGCAAAUCCAAAAGCAGAGGAUGAGAGGGAGGAGGUUUGUCAUUGUGGCAGAUAUGGACCCUCAAGACUGGGCGAGGAACACAGGAGGGCAACCGGCAGAGACGGAGCAGAGGAGGACAUCCAGUGCAGUGUACUGUUAUGAUGACUACAAAGACGCCUGGCAUACACUCUGCCUGAUCCCACAGGAGGUCAUCUCUAAAGCCUGCGCCAUGUGCACAAUGGAUAACUACUUAUUUGUGGCGGUAGGCUGCAAAGGCACAGACAGAGAAAUGACACCCUCAAAGCGAGUGUUUUGCUACAAUCCUUUGACAUCAAUUUGGAAGGAGAUCAGUCCCAUGAAUGAAGCCAGGCCCCGCUGCAAACUGGCAGCACUGGAGGGCUUCAUCUACGCCAUCGGAGGGGAGUGCCUCUCCUCAGUGGAGCGCUACGACCCGCGAUUGGACAGGUGGACGUACGUGGCUCCACUGCCUAAUGAUACAUUCGCUGUGGCGCAUCACGUCGCUGUGUGCAGUGGAGAGCUGUUUGUUUCUGGGGGAACUCUGAGAUGCAUACUGCUGCGCUACAGCCCCAAAACCAACACCUGGAGGCCAAGUCUGCUAGCAGGAACUAAAGACAGAACUGCAGAUAUUAUAGGCGUGGGGAGGUUUCUGUAUCGUUUUGAUGUUAACCCCCGGCUGGGUCUGGGAGUGUACCGCUACCAUACCGUGGCUCGAAUGUGGUACGAGUGCAGCACCAAAAGGAUUCAUCACUGCCCCGCCUUCCAGUGUGUCGCAAUGGAUGGCACGAUCUAUUGUGUAAGCCGCCAGUUCACCAUGAGGUUCGAUGCUGAUGAGAUCUCUCCCGGUUUCAUAGAUGAGAACUUGAGUGUCCUCUCUGCAGCGAAAGGCAUACUUUUCCCCUUUGUCCUUUCACUCCCUGAUAAGAGGCCUCGGCAGACCAGUGUGUGAGGAGGACUCAGUUUUCUAUUAGUGAAAAGAUUAGGUCAUGAUGGAAUAUCCUUGCAAGAGCAUACUUCUCCAGUUUCUUGUUCUGAUUUCUUAUUGAGUGCUCUGCUCAGGUUAAAACUCAACUCUGUGCUGUCUUAGGUUUUUUCUGAAGAUCACCUUUCUAAAACCAUCACACUACUUUAUGUCCUUGGGUCGCACAAAGGAAUGUUUGUUUCUAAUGUCUCAGUCCCUGGCAGCAGCAGAUGUCAAAUAUUAGACUCUUAAUGUUAGUCCAACUACUGUUUGCUUAGAUUUACGCAGGAUGUGCUGCCAUGUCAAUUGUUUGCUUAUUUGAUUUGCCACUCCUUCCUGCCAUUACGUUGGUUUUAUAUCACUCCAGAUGCUUAACCUCUUUAGAUAGUUCAUAAAUAAGACUCAGAGUAAAUGAGCUCAUUCAACUCUAACACAUUACAAAGAUUGGGCAAUAAAGUGAUAAUCAAUCAUUCGACUCCACUGUGUAGGGCACAAAUAUAACUUACACAGUGGCCUGGAUACAACGCAAUUAUGUAAACUUGCUCUUUAAAAUGACAGGGUGUAAAUGGAUGUGUCAUACAAUAUAAAUAGGUGGGCUUCGAUAAGCAUUUUUUUCACUA